Messenger RNA from Staurois parvus, 1621 nucleotides. NCBI's taxonomy places the organism in Eukaryota, Metazoa, Chordata, Amphibia, Anura, Ranidae. The record is from the annotation of a GenBank genome assembly.
AUGGCCGAUGACAUUGACAUAGAAGCUAUGCUGGAAGCUCCUUACAGGAAGGACGAGAAUAAACUGAACAGUGCCAAUGGACAUGAGGAGCGUAGCAAGAAGAAAAAGAAAAGCAAAAGCAGGAGUCGCAGUCGAGAGCGGAAACGCAGCCGAAGCAAGACUCGUAAGCAUAGUAAGGAGCGGGAGAGAAAAAGAAGCAGAAGCAGAGAGAAAAAACGUAGCCGCAGUAAAGAACGACGAAGGAGCCGUUCGAGAAGUAGGGAUCGUAGAUUCAGAGGUCGAUACAGAAGCCCAUACUCUGGACCAAAAUUUGGAGGUCCCAUGCGUGGAAAGAUGGGAGGAGGAGUACCACAUGGUGUGAAGCUGAGGCGGAGGUCAAAGAGCAGAAGUCCUCAAAAGAGAGAGAAAAGCCCUGUAAGAGAACCAAUAGAUAAUCUUACACCGGAAGAGAGAGAUGCACGUACUGUCUUCUGCAUGCAGCUAGCAGCCAGAAUCCGGCCAAGAGAUCUUGAGGAAUUUUUCUCCACUGUAGGAAAGGUCCGUGAUGUACGAAUGAUUUCAGAUAGAAAUUCCAGGCGCUCUAAGGGCAUUGCUUAUGUGGAGUUUGUUGAUGUCAGUUCUGUACCUUUAGCUAUUGGCCUAACAGGACAGAGAGUCUUGGGUGUUCCUAUUAUAGUUCAAGCUUCUCAGGCAGAGAAGAACAGAGCUGCUGCUAUGGCUAAUAAUUUACAGAAAGGCACUGCAGGACCAAUGAGGUUGUAUGUUGGAUCUUUGCACUUUAACAUAACGGAAGAUAUGCUACGUGGAAUAUUUGAACCAUUUGGUAGAAUCGAAAGCAUCCAGCUUAUGAUGGACAGUGAGACUGGCCGCUCCAAGGGAUAUGGAUUUAUUACUUUCUCAGAUUCCGAAUGUGCCAAAAAAGCUCUAGAACAGUUAAAUGGCUUUGAGCUCGCUGGGGCGCCCGAUGAAGGUUGGUCAUGUGACAGAACGUACUGAUGCCUCAAAUGCCAGUUCGUUUUUGGAUAGUGAUGAGCUUGAGAGAACUGGAAUAGACCUUGGAACUACUGGUAGACUUCAGCUUAUGGCAAGGCUGGCUGAAGGUACGGGUCUACAGAUUCCCCCAGCUGCUCAGCAAGCAUUACAGAUGAGUGGGUCAUUAGCAUUUGGAGCUGUAGCAGAUCUCCAGACAAGAAUUACACAACAAAGUGAAGCUCUUGCUGCUGCUUCUGCUGCUGCCAUCUCGUUGACUUCAGCCACAUUACCUAUUCCAGCAACAGCAACUCAGCCACUCGCUACACAGUGCUUCCAGUUGUCAAAUAUGUUUAACCCUCAGACGGAAGAUGAGCCAGGCUGGGACCAAGAGAUAAAAGACGAUGUUAUUGAAGAAUGCAACAAACAUGGAGGAGUUGUACACAUUUAUGUAGAUAAGAAUUCGCCACAGGGAAAUGUUUAUGUGAAAUGUCCAACCAUAGCAUCUGCAAUAGCUGCAGUUAAUGCACUACACGGGAGGUGGUUUGCUGGUAAAAUGAUCACAGCUGCGUAUGUCCCACUUCCAACUUACCACAGCCUCUUCCCAGACUCCAUGACCUCAACUCAGCUUCUGUUUCCUGUUCGUCGAUGA